UUGUCACCUCAUAUUUUCGUAUUAUCAAGUUUAUUACAUCUUUCUGUAUGAUUUACAUGUUAUUAUUAUUUACAUUUACUCAGGUGGCAUGUGCUCCUAUGUCACAUGUUGGGUCGGCAAUUUUUUACAACAAAUUAAAUAAAAACGAAUGUUGGAGCGAGGAUGAUUUGGCCAAAUUACGGGCGAGAAGAAUCUUUGAAUUGGCCAUGCCACCCAGUGUAAAUCCAGAAAAAAUGAACGGUAGGUAUUUAAAGGAGAUGCAAAAGUACUUUCGUCAAGCUCUUCGUAAUGUUGGUAAAGAAACAAACUCGCACUGUGCCACUCUUUUAAAGGCAGCUCUCGCCGACACUAUCGGUGCUCAUUUGACCAAAGAAAUAUUGCCAACUGCUAGAUUUUCAUAUUACGCCGGUUACGUGCCUUAUAGAGAUGUCAGAGAAUUACAUAACUUUCUGGAACAAAUCAAGUUACUUUUGAAUACUCAAGGUUUGGGUUGGGCUCGACCGGAUCGUAUUCCGCAGUGGUCUAAUUUAACCGUCGUUAAAGUUUUUGUUAGACACGGAAAACUCUUAAAUCCAUGUUCGGGUUUGGUCAUGAAGAGAGACGUAAACUCCUGCAUUCACAUCCCGGUGCCCAAGCUGGACGAUAAGGAUGAACCAUCAGCGAUCGCAUUGCCUUUUAAAUUAGGAGGUAUGGUCAGUUUGUCUUCGCCGCGAUCUGAAAAUAUUUUGCUUAAGUAUUACACGACAGCGACGAGAUGUAUUUUACACCAUUCUCCGAUCACAUGUCGGCACGUCGACUUCUUGAAUUUUAAUAAUGAUAUGUGGCAUUGGAUGCAAAAUGACGUCGCACCGCAUCUUGCCGAUGAAAAACUUUACUCAGCUUUUGGAGGAGUGUUACGAAUAGCCGCCGCUGUGCAAAGCUACGGCAAAGGCUUAUCGCGUCGCAACCUUUACGAAAACGAGGAACGAGUGGUCUCUAGAUGGCAUCCAUGGAAGGGUCUAAGUGAGACGUACGUUUACAUGGACCCAGAUUGGACUCCAAAACUAUAUGUUAUUCUAGUAGUAUUAGCCGCCGCCGUUAUUUGCCUUUCACAAAUUUGUUAUACUUUUUUACUUGGUAAAAGUAACGGGUGUCAUUGUACAGAACGACAGCAAAAAUAUCAAAAUGUAAUGGCUUUCACGAAAGACGAACUCGUUAAUCCCACAAUUUUGCCUUCGCAACAUAGCUCGUUAUUCUAUAACCAGCACGCGCGUCUAAGGCGCUUGCCGGCAAAAACGAAAAUAUCUUAUCGUAAUUCAAUAAGGACAGAAAAGGUUUACGAUCUCCAUGAUAAUACAGAGACGAUGGCGGUUAUCAUGAGCGAUAACGAAGAUACAAGCGAUGAAGAUUCUCUUCCGGUUAUCAACCAGGAAGGCAGCGGCGAAAACGUUGGAGCGAUUCGAUCGAAAAGCCCGCCGAAAAUAGAAACCUCCAUAUCUGAAGUGAAAAUAGUGAAACGGACUAGACCGAAGCGAGGGCAAAUGUACUCUACGAGCACAAACUCUCAUUCGGAGUUGACUUAUUGUCGCGAGCAUCAGGACACGGGCUCGCCGUGGUCGGGCAGCUCCACGUCAGAACAGUCCAUUACUUCGGAUAGUUCCAAAUCUCAUGGACGCAAAUCGAGGAACUCGCGUGACUUGGCGUGGGCACGCCGCGUCGCCUCCAAAGCGUCGCAGGCAAAGUCGACGACGUCCGGCACAGAACUGGACGUCAAUUCGUUCACAACACCGCCAUCGAAGCAUUGACCGUUAUUUUUUAAACUUAAUUGUUAGAAAGUCUUGAUAGGAAUAUUAACUUUGUGAAUAGA
This is a messenger RNA of Papilio machaon (common yellow swallowtail), 1846 nucleotides long. RefSeq lists its product as uncharacterized. NCBI's taxonomy places the organism in Eukaryota, Metazoa, Arthropoda, Insecta, Lepidoptera, Papilionidae. The transcript has a single exon. The record is from RefSeq and is a predicted model, not a curated record. The coding region runs from base 48 to 1784 and encodes 578 amino acids.